Molecule: messenger RNA, 2783 nt
Organism: Hibiscus syriacus
Lineage: Eukaryota; Viridiplantae; Streptophyta; Magnoliopsida; Malvales; Malvaceae
Exons: 9
Coding region: 241-2271 (676 amino acids)
Biological process (GO): mRNA processing; regulation of mRNA stability
Cellular component (GO): nucleus; cytoplasm
Molecular function (GO): poly(A) binding
Source: RefSeq, a predicted model, not a curated record
UCAACCCCCAAAAUACGGUAGGGGGAUUCCCAUAUGCCAUGAAACCCAUUUCUUUUUCCCAGUCUCUCGCAGUCACCCCAAUCCUCUCACGCGCCGCCGCUCCCGCUUUUUCACGUUGCUUGCAAACCCCUGGACUUAGGGUUUCUGGAAUAACACAAUUAUCUGUUUGUUCUUUUUCCCUAGUUUUUAUUGUAUUUCGGUAGAGGUUUUAUUAGGGUUUCGAAGAGGAAAUCGACGAAGAUGGGCAGCGUGGAUCGAGUUGAUGAUUUGACAUUUAAAGUUAAUUUUAGCGGAGAUGGAGCAGCCAAAUUGAAAGAUAUAGUCAAGGAAAAACUCAAGGAGUUUAUGGGCGAUUACAGUGAUGAUACACUAGUGGAAUAUGUGAUUGUCUUAUUGAGAAAUGGAAGACGUAAAGAUGAAGCAAUGAAUGAGUUAAAUGUUUUUCUUGGGGAUGACAGUGAUUCUUUUGUCACGUGGUUGUGGGCUCAUUUGGCUUCAAAUUUGGAUGUAUAUGUUCCCUCUAAAGAACCUCAUGUUGGAGGAGCCAGAACAGCUGUAUUGGGGAAUCAGUCCAUUGGUGCUGGCUCUCACCAGUUGGAUACUGAUUCCGAAAGAGCAAAGACUACUAAGGUUUCCAGGAACCGACACAACAGGGAGUGGAAGGGACUGGUUAGGGAUGCGGCUGAUCCACCUCCUCUUCGGAGCUCUGUGGUUGAGAAUAUUCGUUUUGAAGAAAAAUCCAGUCAUAAAGUAAGCCUUGGAAGAUCUACCUCUCCUUGUCCUACUCAGAAGAAAAGGAGUAGACCUGACGAGCGACAUCCUAUAAAGAGGGAAGCAGUUUCUCAGAUGAUGAUUGAUGCCCCUAGGCGCCUGCUUCAGUUUGCUGUGCGAGAUGCAGUUGGAACUUUGAGGGCACCUGUUUCAGCAAAGGAGCCAUCUUCCAAGCACCUUAGAUCUGUUGUCUCAACUUCUUUUGGAGAUUUGCCAGUUCACCCUCGGAGAAUUCAGUCUGUUGCAAGAGUGGCAAAUCCAAUGGCCACAAUGAUCAAGGCUGUGGCAGAAGCUGCCGAAGAUGUGACAAAGGUGAAAAAUGCUGGAAGUGUUUUUGACAGGCUUGAUCCUGGAACAGAUGUUUUAGAGACUCAUGUCUUACAUCCAGAAUUCAGAGAGUCUCUUCCCAAGGAUGAGGAAUAUGGAGAUCUUGACCAACCUUUGGGGAGAGCCCAUUCGACAUAUUAUCGAAGAGAUGAGUAUGGUGGUGGACAUGGUGGUAUCAUAACUGCUUUAGAAAGUGAGACUGGGUUGGGUUCAGAGUCUCUGUCUGACAAUGAAUGGUAUGAUGAUGAUGGCCAAGGAGUUAUGGACGUGUCUCGUACUGGUACAUCAGGUGGAAACAAGGGUGAUAGCUCACUUGUGGUGCACUACAAUGUAGAUAAGGAUGAUAAAAUUUUACAAACAAGGAACAAAGAUCAAAAUCAAUCUACUAUAGCAGCAAAUUCUCGUAAGAUAGUUAACAUUUCUGUCAAUGUAAAUACCUGGAAACCGCCUCAUUAUCAAGAGACAAGGAAGGUUUCAGAAUUGGACAGUCGAAAAUUUCUUCCAGAGAGUGAAACGGCUGCUAACAAAUCUAAUAUUAGAUUGAUGGAGAAUUACAACCCAGUUACUGUCUCUAAUGGAAAUGUUAAAAGUGCUGCUUAUAACCAAGAAAUCUCACAGAAAGCAGUGCAGCCUUCUUCCGUUUCACAUGCUGCUGGUCGUCCUUUAGAGGAUGCUGAUUCUCGAACCAUUUUUGUGAGCAAUGUGCAUUUUGCUGCUACCAAGGAUAGUCUUUCUCGACAUUUUAAUAAAUUCGGAGAAGUGCUAAAAGUUGUUAUAGUUACGGAUGCGGCAACGAGACAGCCAAAAGGGUCAGCUUAUUUGGAGUUCAUGCGAAAGGAAGCAGCAGCCAAUGCUUUGUCUCUGGAUGGUACAUCCUUCAUGUCACGAAUUCUCAAGGUUGUGAAGAAAGCUUCUGCUCCUCAAGAAGCUGCUGCUCCUGUCAUGACAUGGCCCCGCAUAGCUCGGGGUUCUCCAUUUUCUGCCGCAAGGUUUGCUAGAGCACCUUUCGCCAGAGGUAUGCCCGGUGCAUUCAGGCCUCACCUUCCUAUAAAACCUGGUGCAAGAAGCUUUCAGUGGAAGCGUGAUGCUCAGGCAUCUCCGUCCGAUGCGGGUAAUUUUCCUUCUCCUGCUGCCCGUAGUCUCACCUAUAUCCGAACGGAGCCCAAGUCGUAAGUCAAUGCCACUACCUCCUAGUUCAGUAAUCUCAAUUUCUCAACAUACCUCCGAGGUUUCAUUGGUUUUCUAUUUUUGGCUUUUUUUCUUCCCUAUUGAAAUGCUGUUAAUGGACCUGUUGCAUCCAGUAUGCAAUGAUUCUUCGACAUCUGGAGCUUAGAGAGGUAUGUAAUAGAAGCGGAAAAGUGGUGUUUUCCUUGGAAACUUUGCAACCUGAGGCAUUGGCUUUUCUAGGUGUGGGAGGGGAAUAUGUCUAGCUUAGAUUUGGUGUUGGCAUUGUUUUUUCUUUUGAAUUUUCAUUAAACAUUUGGUUAUAUAUAUGAAAAAAAAAGAGGAGAAAAUAGAAGAAAACGAUCCCAAAAAAGGAGCAAAUUUAGUGUCUUGCCUUUCUUUUUGAAAGAAAUUGAUGGUGUUACUUGAAUAUUAAAAUUCCGUCGUUUCUUGUUGUGUUGCUAUUCCCUUAAAUUUGAAAUACAUUUUACUGAAAUAUAAAUAUGUAAUUUCUUGAUCAA